AAUUUAUUUAUCUCCCUUUUUUUAGCAUGGUACAAAGCUUUAAUGUAGCAGGUGUGGUUAAUGCAUUUCGCGUCUUGUGGAAUCCAAGUUUAGCCAUGCCACACAUGAUUGUGGACGACAUUCGGCAGAUUCCAUUUGCCAAUCUCAAAAAACAAAACCAUAUCAAGGCCAUGGGAUUUGACAAGGAUAACUGUUUAACGGCCCCUUAUGUGUCUACCAUUCAUCCCCCAUUCAAAGAAGCAUGGGAGGAAUGCAAAGAGACAUUUUCCAAAGAAAAUAUAGUGAUUGUAUCCAAUUCAGCAGGCACAGAUGAUGAUAAAGAUUAUCAUGAAGCUCGAAAAUUAGAAGCAUCACUUGGUGUGGCUGUGUUACGGCACAGUGAGAAGAAGCCUUCAGGUGGACAUGCAUUGGCUCAACAUUUAUCACCUAUUCCUGCUUCUCGAACAGCUUUUGUAGGGGAUCGCAUCUUGACAGAUAUUGUGUUUGGAAAUUUGAAUGGUAACUAUACGAUUUGGACACGUCAAGUAGUGACAGAAAAGGGAGACAAUAAAGCAGCUUUGGUCCUAAGACGUAUGGAAUAUGUUUUAAUUGAUUUUUUACAAAAAAUGCAUGUGCAACCACCAUCUUCCUCAGUAAAGCGGGUCUGGUAAUUCCAAUGAUCUUGUUAAUAAAUCUAUUUCGCGCAUGGAUUGAUGUGCUUUCUUGGGCGUGAUAAAAUGAUACGAUUCUUUAAAGUGGAUAAUGAUUAAC
Messenger RNA from Gilbertella persicaria, 750 nucleotides. RefSeq names its product mitochondrial PGP phosphatase-domain-containing protein. Bases 27 to 650 code for a protein of 207 amino acids. Gene Ontology annotation, molecular function: phosphatidylglycerophosphatase activity. The transcript is spliced from 4 exons. The record is from RefSeq and is a predicted model, not a curated record. NCBI's taxonomy places the organism in Eukaryota, Fungi, Mucoromycota, Mucoromycetes, Mucorales, Choanephoraceae.